Molecule: messenger RNA, 1740 nt
Organism: Exophiala spinifera
Lineage: Eukaryota; Fungi; Ascomycota; Eurotiomycetes; Chaetothyriales; Herpotrichiellaceae
Exons: 4
Coding region: 1-1740 (579 amino acids)
Biological process (GO): amino acid transmembrane transport
Cellular component (GO): membrane
Molecular function (GO): amino acid transmembrane transporter activity
Source: RefSeq, a predicted model, not a curated record
AUGAACAAAGAAGACCCCAAUCUCGUGGGCGAGAAGGACGCCAACGGCGAAGGUCGCAAUGGCUCGUUCUCGGCUCAUGCCCGGGGUCGCCAGUUCAGCGUCGACCCAGAGGACCAGGCCAUGGUCGCAACCGAUGUGAACAAACUGCACCGCAACCUCAAAGGCAGACAUAUGCAGAUGAUUGCCAUUGGUGGUGCCAUUGGUGCCGGUCUGUUUGUUGGUUCUGGGGGUGCUUUCCAGACGGGUGGCCCUGCCUCUGUCCUUCUGGGUUUCAUGAUUGUCGGUGACUAUCUCAUGAUGCAAGCACUCGCCGAAAUGAGCGUCAUGUAUCCGAUCAACGGUGCCUUCACCAUGUACAUCUGUCGCUUCGUCGAUCCGUCUCUUGGAUUUGCCUGUGGAUGGGAAUAUGCCAUCUCUUGGCUCACGGUGCUUCCCUUCGAAAUUUCGGCCGCUUGCAACAUUAUCCACUACUGGCAUGGCUCGGACGGUAUCAACAACAGCGCUUGGAUCGUUCCGCUUCUGGUCGCCCUUGUUGCGAUUCAAUUUUUCGGCGUGAGAGGAUAUGGAGAGGUCGAGUUCGUCCUCAGUAUCAUCAAGGUUCUCGCUUGCACAGGCUUCAUCAUUCUCGGCAUCAUCAUCGACUGUGGUGGUGUGCCUACAGAUGACCGAGGCUAUAUUGGAGCCAGAUACUGGCAUUCGCCCUAUUCUGCGUUCCUCAAUGGCUUCCACGGCUUCUGCAGCGUCUUCGUUACUGCUGCUUUCGCCUACACUGGCACUGAGCUGACUGGAUUGGCUGCCGCUGAAGCCGCAGACCCGAAGAGAGAAAUCCCAAGAGCCUCCAAGCAGGUGGUGUGGCGUAUCGCCAUCUUCUACAUUGUCAACCUUUUCCUGGUUGGUUUGAUCGUACCUGCAAACAGCCCACUGUACUCUGGAGAAGGCUCCGAGUCCCGUCACUCACCUUUCGUCAUUGCCAUCCAACUCGCUGGCAUCAAGGUCCUCCCGUCGAUCUUCAACGCCGUCAUCUUGAUGGCGGUCAUGAGUGUCGCGAACUCGUGUACCUUUGGUUCGACCCGUACUGUCCAGGCCCUUGCUGCAAAUGGCAUGGCUCCCAAGAUCCUAGCUUAUGUUGACAAGAAAGGCCGCCCGGUGCCCGUGGUCAUUGUUCAGCUCCUCUUUGGAUGCCUUGCCUUUAUCAACUUGGCCAAAGACGGUGGCACUAUUUUCACCUGGCUUCUGUCUCUGUCUGGUCUCGCGAUCCUCUUCGUCUACGGCAGCAUCGCUCUGGCGCACAUUCGCUUCCGCGCCGCCUGGAAGGCCAACGGUCACAGUGUGGACGAGCUCCCCUUCCGCGCCGCAUUCGGUAUCUAUGGCUCAUACCUCUGUCUCCUCAUCAACAUCAUCGCUCUGAUAGCCCAGUUUUACACCGCAUUGUACCCGGUCGGCGGACCCAACUUGGACUCCGAGACUUUUUUCCAACUCUACCUCGCCGGACCCCUUCUCAUUUUCCUCUAUCUGUGCUGGAAAGUCUACAGCUGGUACUAUGUCCCCUCGGACCGCCCCCUGUUUAUCCGAACAAAGGAUAUUGACAUUUACACGGGCAUGAGAGAGUCUCAGCUCGCCAUCAGUGGCCGCGAUGUUCCAGAGGAUCAGAGACGCGCCAGCGUCAUGUCCAUGAUUGAGGAAAACAAGAAGAAGGGGAUCAAGGGUUACCUCAUGGCCGGCAUCAGAAACAUCAUCUAA